Molecule: messenger RNA, 2340 nt
Organism: Zerene cesonia (dogface butterfly)
Lineage: Eukaryota; Metazoa; Arthropoda; Insecta; Lepidoptera; Pieridae
Product: alpha-tocopherol transfer protein-like
Exons: 8
Coding region: 147-1085 (312 amino acids)
Cellular component (GO): membrane
Molecular function (GO): phosphatidylinositol bisphosphate binding
Source: RefSeq, a predicted model, not a curated record
AAACCUCAGAGAGAGGUGGGCCGAGGUCAGUAACAGCUGCGUGUUGUUGUACGAAGCCCGUGCCACAAGACAAAAAAAAAAUAGCGUUCCAUUUUUAAAUUUUCAGUUGUAUCUGUGGUUUUGUUUUGGAGCGUACCUAACUAAAAAUGAAGCUCAAGUCGGAACUAAUGAUCCAGCCAAGUGGCGAAGUAUGGAAGAAAAUAAGAGCGGAGUUGAAAGAAGACGUCAAUACAAGGGACAGAGACCUCGCCAUCAUUAAAGAGUGGCUGCGGAAACAACCCCACCUGCCUGACCAAUGGGAGGAUAAUCCCCUAAUGACCUUCCUGCGAGGCAGUAGCUUCUCACUAGAGAAAUGUAAACGGAAACUGGAUAUGUAUUUCACGAUGCGCGCCGCCUGCCCCGAAUUCUUCACUAAUAGAGAUGCAUCGAGCCCACAAUUACGAGAGGUGCUGAAGUGCAAGCUGCAGGGUCCACCUCUUCCUGGAGUUACACCAAGUGGAAGGAGGGUUACUAUAUGCAGAGGUGUCGACGCAAGUCUAUCUCCUCAACAAGUAACGGAUAGUCUUAAGCUGGCUCUCAUGAUCGGUGACGUUAGGCUUAUGGAGGAAACGGAGGGCGUAGCUGGCGACAUCUAUGUGCUGGAUGGCGCAGUGCUUGGCCCGAGUUUGUUGGCCAAACUAGCGCCAUCUACUAUCAAGAAGUUUAUGAUCUGUGUGCAGGAAGCGUACCCAGUGAAAUUGAAGGAAGUUCAUAUAAUUAACACAUCACCGUUAGUAGAGAGAUUUAUUACGUUCAUAAAACCUUUCCUCAAGGAGAAAAUAAGGAAACGCAUUUUCAUUCACAAAGAUGUUAAAGACUUAUACAAGUACAUCCCACAAGAGAUGUUGCCAGUAGAAUAUGGUGGUAAAUGCGAAAGCAUGAACUCCUUACAAGAGAAAUGGUCCCAAAAACUGAUCGAAUACCGCGACUGGUUCAAAGCGCAGGACGCGCUGGUUGUCAAUGAGAAACUUCGAGCCGGCAAACCGACCAACUACGACGAACUGUUUGGCAUUGACGGCUCUUUCAGACAAUUGGCCAUCGAUUAGUUGAUCCGUUUAUUAUUAAUCUGCGCUGGUUUUUAAUAUUGAUUAUGAUCCGUAAUCUGGGGGAUUAAUCAGUUGUUAUACUGUUAGAUAACUUUUUUCCCCUCCACUUUUUUCACAUUUAGUUAACGAAGGAAUGAAUAAAGAACUGUAUUGCUUCUGUAAAUUUUGGAUCUAGAUCUAUUAUUGAAACUGGCCGUUAGUGAAAUAGGCACUGACAUGCUGACACUUCUGGAAGGAUGUUUUUAUGCUCAGUUUACAUCGCAUUAAUCGUAAUGAAUUCAAAAGUAAAUGGUCAAUUAUAGAUAAUAAAUUUUUUGGAUGUUUUCAUUCGCUGGACUGAAGCAGUGAAAACGGGCAGGGUUUAUAUCUUUCGUCUGAACAUGACAUCUUUUUUGUGCCUGUGUUGAUCUAGUGGAAGCAGUUUGAUUUGUUACAAACUUUCUAUGAAUAAAGAAACUGAGCUAUUACUAUGGUGAAAUAAAUAUCUUUAGCGUGCAUAAUAUUUGUUAGUCGAAUUGUCAGUUGCCUCAAUUUUUCUUAUUGUAAAACGCAUUUUGUGCGUAAAAUAUGGAAUAAAUAUUUAGUAUUAUCUAUAAUUUAGAUGAGGCUUUAUGCUAUAGUAGUAAGAAUAAAAUAUAUGCUAUAACUAAACUAUAUGGUGCUAGAAGUUUCAGGGGGGGGAUACUUCUCAAAGGACUCUAACCAUACGAAUCACCCCAUUUCAGUUUUUAAAUUCACCUAUUAUGUAUUAUAUUCUUUCAACUAACUUUCAAAACUUGAACCUACAUUACAUAAGGCACAGAGCAUUCGCUUUUUUUGGAAUAAAUAUUUUAUAUCAACAAUCAAUCAAAAGACAUGAAAAAACAAAAAAGCUGGUUGUGUGCGUUAAAUAUUGUGGAUUAAAUUUGUUCGCAUUUUUAUUAUUAAUUACCUUCUUGAAAGAGAUAGUAGAUUCAGGCUAUUUACAAAGUAUUAGCCAUUUACAUCUGUGAUGAUUUAGUUUUAUUUUCAUAAUCAUAAUAAGGUUAUAUAUUUAUACAUACCAAUAUAACUACUUCGUUAAACUUUCAUGUGUAUUUUAUAUUUUUGUGAUCUUCUUAAAAGCUCUAGGAUUUAUAUUUAGCUAGUUUAAGGCAAUAUAGAUUUUUCAAGAUAUUUCUAAUGGUUGUAUCAAUUUUUGAAAUUUAUAAUCGCAUAAGAUUAGUGAGUAAGUUACAACAAAAAAUCAUAUAAAAAUAAAGGAUAUUUUAGAAAA